UGCUCAGGCCGUCGUCGUCGCCCUCUUUGUCAAGCAAUUUUCCGUUGACAAGAUGUACGCACUCUCGCUCGCCGUCUCUGCUCUGGCCGCGUCUGUUGUGUCUGCAACGCAGUGGAACAUCACAGUUGGCCUCAACACCACCACUAACGCCAGCCUGGUGUUCCAACCUGGGGAAGUGCACGCUGUCAUUGGUGAUACCGUGGUCUUUAACUUCACCACCGGCAACCACACAGCGACUCAGUCGACGUUCGCCUCGCCCUGCAUUGUGGCGAACGAGGUCAACUCCACGAUCAACGGUUUCAACUCGGGCUUCCGCGAUGCAGGCAACGAGACGGCCAUCACGCAGCUGACGGUCCCCAUCACGAGCAACGACAGCAUAUGGUUCUUCGACUACAACACGUGUGGCGAGGGUGGUGUCGGUGUGAUCAACGCGAAUGACAGCUCGACGCAGACGCUGCUCGGUUUCAUCCGCAAUGCCAAGCGUCUGAAUGGCACUGCGACGUCCUCCAGCGCGUCCUCUAGUGCCACCUCAACCGGCGGCGCGUCGAGCGGCAGCUCUGGGUCCAAGUCUGGGUCUGGCUCGUCUUCGUCCUCCAGCUCGACCGCGACGACUUCCUCUUCUGCCGCCGAUCGAAACAUCGUCGUUGGCGGCUUGAGUGUCAUUCCGUUGGUGCUCGCCGCGCUUGCGCUCUAAGGCGCUCAUAUUCGUGGGCAGGCAGUCAAAAGUGCCCGUCGCGUGCUCUUGUGCGGGUGCCUGUUUGUAUAUCCUGUUGAUGGCCUAUGUGUCCCUAUUUGUGUCUGCAGAUUUUUGUGCCAGUGGCGAAGGAAUCAAGGAGGGAUGGUUGCUUGCUGCUCGGUGCGGUCGUGGUGACUGUUGGUGGAUGGACUUUCGAACUGCUAGUUGCUCUGGCUGACUGACGAUAUGGCACCCCACAUACCACUAGGCAACAUGGUUCACACUCCCUCGUUGAUUCUCUAUACCAUGUGUUUGCUUCUGUCAUGUACCUCUUGGGCCUUGGCCCUUUUGUCUGUCAGCCUUGCUUCACCGUAUCCCCCCCUUCUGUUAUACUAU
Messenger RNA from Laetiporus sulphureus 93-53, 1072 nucleotides. RefSeq lists its product as uncharacterized. Bases 53 to 694 code for a protein of 213 amino acids. NCBI's taxonomy places the organism in Eukaryota, Fungi, Basidiomycota, Agaricomycetes, Polyporales, Laetiporaceae. The transcript has 4 exons. The record is from RefSeq and is a predicted model, not a curated record.